Solea solea (common sole) is the source of this 6963-nucleotide messenger RNA. RefSeq names its product BCL11 transcription factor B a (gene bcl11ba). The transcript has 3 exons. The record is from RefSeq and is a predicted model, not a curated record. NCBI's taxonomy places the organism in Eukaryota, Metazoa, Chordata, Actinopteri, Pleuronectiformes, Soleidae. Bases 989 to 3505 code for a protein of 838 amino acids. Gene Ontology annotation, cellular component: nucleus. Gene Ontology annotation, molecular function: DNA-binding transcription factor activity; RNA polymerase II cis-regulatory region sequence-specific DNA binding. Gene Ontology annotation, biological process: positive regulation of transcription by RNA polymerase II.
GAGGGCGUGAGAGUGUGUGUGUCAGUGUGUGUGUGUGUGUGAAAGCCACCACUAGUCGCCCCCAGUGCUCUUCAGUCUCCACUCUCCCUUCUCACCGCAGACUGAACGUCACGUCCGCACUUGAACUUGAGUUUUCUCCCAUUGUAGAAGCCAGAGAGCCGCACACAGCCGCACACAACCGCACACAGCCCGGGGACGCAUGCGGGGACUCUGCAGCUCCAGCACAAAGACCAAACAGUGUGGCAGUGUGUCCUCAAACCAGCGCCGGGCUUUGACUUGAAGAGUUUAAGUAGAACCCAUCCGCCCAACUGGCACUGGCAGUGCAGCAGAAGAAGUGCCCACAACCGCUUGGCGACUCCCCGAGGUGCCGCGCGGAACAGUUUUUUAUUGAUUUAUUUUUUUAUCACACUUUUCCAGGUAACUUUCAGGUGUGUCCGAAAGGGGCCACGCAGUGUCCAAGGUGGCCGGAGAGUGGACACAGGUAGUGACCCAGCACCGGGAGCUGAGCGCCGACCUCCCGCGCUUCGCCGCUUCUCUUCGCUCCGCUGCACUCCUCUCUCCGCUGCUCUCCUCUGACAUAUGGACUGAAAGCAGCCGCGGCAGAGCCGGACUACUGUCUCACCGCAGCCGCAGUCACCGCCGCCGCGACCCAACAAGGGAGGAGGCGCACCACCACUUUGGCACCGAGCUGCCAGCGAGCGCACGGCCGCUCACCCGGGAAGAGCACAGCCGUUACCCGCUGCUGCUGGAGGGACAUCCACUGGAAAGGGGUCACUGCGAGGGCCACGUUUUGGGCCAGUGCAGAGGCAGAGUCGGUGCCUGGUGGCCAACGAGCGCUCGGUUUUGGGGCCAGAUUGCGGUCGGUAUAGAGCAGCAGCAGCGGCAGCAGCAGCAGCAGCAGCAGGAGAAGGAGCAGGAGAAAGUGGAGGAGGAGAACCGACCCUUCCAGCGCUGCUCUCCAGGCGAUGCCAGUGUAAAUGCCAGGGCGAUGUCCCGACGCAAGCAGGGGAACCCGCAGCACCUGUCCCAGAGAGAAAUAACACCUGAGAUCGAGCACCCAGAUGGCAGCCUGCUCUCUGACUCCUUGCUCCCGCAGCCUGGUGGUCUACCUCCCCACCCGCUGGAGCCUGUCCUGGCCCACGCACUGCCGCCUGGCUUUCACGCCGACCACGAUCUGCUGACCUGUGGGCAGUGCCAGGUGACCUUCCCGCUGGGUGACAUCCUCCUCUUCAUUGAGCACAAGAAGAAGCAGUGCCAAAUGCCGCUGUUGGCCAAUGGCUGCUAUGACAAGAUGAGUGAUCGGGAAGGAGGGAGUCCCGCUCUGCAGGGCCUUCAUCACCUCGGCGGGCAGCGGGUGGAGAUGAGAAAGGUGGUGGAGCCGGUGGAGAUCGGCAUCCAGGUGACACCAGAGGAGGAGGAGGUGGGAGGAAGAAGAGGGGAAAGAGGUGAGAGGGAGCAGAGGACGCCCAAAGGAAUUUGCCCCAAGCAGGAAAACGCACUGGCAGGUGGUAGGGAUGAGCCUUCCAGCUACAUAUGUACCACAUGUAAGCAGCCCUUCCCCAGUGCCUGGUUCCUGCUGCAGCAUGUCCAGAACACCCAUGGAAUUCGAAUUUAUCUUGAGUCCAAUCCCUCAAGCACUGCCCUCACCCCACGCAUCUCAAUGCCUCCACCUAUGGGCAGCGACUCCAUACCACAAUCCCCCCUUGCCAACUUUCUUGGUGACAACAAUCCUUUCCACCUUCUAAGGAUGACAGGUCCUCUGCUUCGUGAGCCUCCCCCAGGCUUUGUGGAGAACCGCCUUCCCAACACGCCUCCAUUUGUCAGCCCUCCACCCCGCCACCACCUGGACCCCCACCGGCUGGAGCGCCUUAGUGCAGAGGAAAUGGGCCUCAUCUCCCAGCACCCUAGUGCCUUUGAAAGGGUGAUGCGGCUAACGCCUAUGGCCAUGGAGUCCCAAUCCAUGGACUUCUCCAGACGGUUACGUGAGUUGGCGGGUAACAACAACAGCACCACACCACCGUUGUCACCCAGCAGGGCCAACCCUAUGCACCGACUACUAAACCCCAAUCCCUUCCAACCUGGACCAAAAUCUCCCUUUCUUAGCACCCCUCCCUUACCGCCGAUGCCCCCAAAUAGCACCACCCCUCCCCAGACACAGAACAAGGUCAAGUCCUGUGAGUUCUGCGGUAAGACCUUCAAGUUCCAGAGCAACUUGGUGGUGCAUCGGCGCAGCCAUACUGGAGAAAAACCUUACAAGUGCCAGCUGUGUGACCAUGCCUGCUCUCAGGCUAGCAAGCUGAAGCGCCACAUGAAGACCCACAUGCACAAGGCAGGAUCCCUGACAGGGCGCUCAGAUGAUGGUCUGUCUACUACAAGCUCCCCAGAGCCGGGAACCAGUGAUGUCACAGGUGAGGGCAUGAAGAAUCGAGAUGGUGACUUCCAGGGGGAAGGUAAUGAGGAGGAGGAAGAGGAGGAAGAAGAAGAGGAACUUGAGAAUGAGAGUCGACCAGAAUCCAACUUCAGCAUGGAAUCUGAGUUCUACCGAAACAGGGAAAAUGGGUCUAAACAACUGACAGAGGAGAAAUCAUCACAUCACGCUCUUAACAAGAUGGUAGAAGGUGGGGGGCUCAACUCUAUACAACAGUACAAUAAUUUGAUAGUUGACAAUCGUAAAAGAAUGCCCUUCUCCAAGCAGGGCUCAGAUGGACUGCGGGACACUGGGGAUGAAGACUCAGUGGCUGGGGAAAUGGACCACCAGCAGCAGGAACAGAGGACCACCAUUAAUGGACGAAACUGUGGCUCUGGUGACUCUUUCUCAGGCCUCUUCCCCCGUAAGCCCACCCCCAUCACCAGCCCCAGCCUGUCCAACUCUUCCAAUAAGAGGAUCAAGAUUGAAAAAGACUUGGACAUUCCCCCAGCACCCCACAUUCCCUCUGAGAAUGUCUACUCCCAGUGGUUGGUGGGCUACGCUGCCUCACGGCACUUCAUCAAAGACCCUUUCCUAGGGUUCACUGAUUCCAGACAAUCUCCGUUUGCCACCUCCUCUGAGCACUCGUCAGAGAACGACAGCCUGCGAUUCUCAACACCUCCGGGUGAUCUGCUGGACGGGGGCCUGUCGGGCCGCAGUGGCACAGCCAGCGGGGGCAGCACACCACAUCUGGGUGGAGGCCCUGGUCGACCAAGCUCCAAGGACAGCAAGCGGUGUGAUACCUGUGAAUAUUGCGGUAAGGUGUUUAAAAACUGUAGCAACCUGACAGUGCACCGGCGCAGUCACACUGGUGAAAGGCCCUACAAGUGCGAGUUGUGCAACUAUGCCUGUGCGCAGAGCUCCAAGCUCACACGCCACAUGAAGACACAUGGCCAGCAUGGUAAGGAGGUCUACCGCUGUGACAUUUGCCAAAUGCCCUUCAGCGUGUACAGCACUCUGGAAAAACACAUGAAAAAGUGGCACGGAGAACAUUUGAUGACCAAUGAGGUCAAAAUUGAACAGACAGAGAGAACCUAAAGAAGGUUCCCUAUUUCUGUACUUUGCGCCAGACUUUGACUUAAAAAAUAAACAAAUAGGGGAGCUGGAUACUCUUUUUCUGAAAUGUUACUUUCGGGUAGAUUUUUGUGUUUUUGCCUAAGAAACUGCCAGCUGAGAAAAAAAGAGAAAACAGAGAUUUUAACACCAACUGAAGCUGUCUAAACUGCCUCAUUUGGCGUUCCUUUUUAAACAAUCACUCACUUGAGUUAUUAUUUGGAGCCUUUAACUGUGCAAUAAUUUCUGUAUUUAUUGGAUUUUGUAUUUUGGCAUGUGCAGGUACAUUUUCAUUUAGGCUUUUAUUUUAUUUAGUUUGACUUUGCAUUGCUCUGUUUUUUAGUACCCCCACAUGAUAUCCUGAGAGUUUAAAAGUCCAUUUAAGUAAACAUUUUUGGCCGCUACAUGUAGGAAAUUGUAUAUUAAGCUAAAUGUGAUUUCUCGAAGAGGAGCUGAAUUCAAGCUUCAAUUUUGAAAGUGGCUUUUAUAACUGAGAAUGCUAGAAUUUACAUUUUCAUUUUAUGUGAUUAUGACGAUAUGCGGACAACAAUCCUUUGGCACUGUAGCAUGAACUGACUCUAAAACAUGUCAAUAUAAUUGGAUAUGUAGCACUGAGUGUCAUAUUUGACAGUAAAUGUAAAAUCAAACAGGUUUCCUCCUGAAAAGACCAUAAAAAGCCAGAAGAUACUGAUUCUAGAUGAGGCAGCUGCUGACUGGUAUGUAGUACCAAGCCCUGACAACGCUAUAACUCACUUUUUUUUUUUUUUUGCUCUCUACACCCUCCACUUACUACCACCUUACCCACAUUCAAACAUCCAUGUAUUAUAUUUUGCAUGAAGCUGUAUGAUCCAGGCUAUAUUAUUUAUUAGGAGUAAACUGAGUAUGAAGCCAUCCAUAAUACAGAGACAUGAAAGGAUGAGACAUGGGAGCGAGCACAGGGACAUCUCAGGGUGAGCUAUACUACUUUUCUUUGUUUAUCCUCAUCCAGAGGCAUUUCCAUGUCGUCAUAUGCUGAAAUCCUUUAAGGGACACCUUAUCUUAUCCACCUUAUCUGCCUAAUGUCCAUGCUUUGUUCUUAUUUCAAAGAAAAGUCACAGCACCUACUUUCUGUAGAACAUGAAUUAGAUAAAAGUUGGUUAAAUGUAGGGCUGCAACUAAUGAUUACUUUCAUAAUCGAUUAAUCCAGUUAUUGUUUUCUUGAGUCAUUGUUUGGUAAAAAUGAUGAUAUUUUCAAAUGUCUUGUUUUGUCCACAAAAUUAUUCAGUCGCAUUGAUUCCUUUGUCAUAAGAAGUAAAUAAAAUAUUCACGUUUAAGAAGCUGAAAGAAUCAGAGAACUUGCUUCAAUUAUAAAAUUAAUCUGUUAUAAAGUCAGUAGAAAAUGAAUUUAGUAAGUGAGUAAUUCAUUUAGUAAUUAAUUAAUUCAUUUACGAAUUGAUUAAUCGUUGCAGGCCUAUAGUAACAUGUAUGUGAAUAAAUGGCAGAAGCUACCAUUUAAAGUAGAUCUCAUUGAAUUAUCCAAACCUGUUUAAGAAUCAACAUCCUUAUGUGUUUCUGUCAUGACAUUUAUCACAAUUUGUUUAAACAUAACAUUAGUAGUACAUUUUUGCUUGUAUUGUUAUAGUGAUUUGCAUAAUGUGAUUAAUGAAGCCUCCUCUGUGGGAAUAAGAGUCCCUCAAAGUUUCACCAUUACACUUAAGUUGGAAAAAAAAGGUAUGUUUGUUCUGAGAAACUAGGACUUAAGCAGCACCAGCUCGCUCCAUGCUCCUUGAAUAUCAUGACCCCAGUUUUCUUCCAAAUGGCACUUUUUAAAAAAACAAAAACAAACAAACAUCAGAUCUAAUUUAAUGUUAAUUAGCUCAUAACAAUAGACCUGCACUUUAGGGUUCUCUGUACAACACACAGAAACCUGGACAGAAAAGGGUCUAGAACUUGGGAUCUUCUGACACUGACGUGCCCAGGGUUGUUUGGCUUGGCUUUCCCCAAUACUGGCACUAUAAAUAAUAAAUCAUAAUUCUAAUAAUCACAAUAAUGAUGAUGAUAACAAACAUGAAUCCAGGACAGUUUCUGUACUGCCAUUCAAUUUGACAUGAGUGUGCCUUGAAAAAACAAUCUUCCUACUGAUUGUCACACAUAAAUGCAACAGAUUAACGAAGCAUCAAAUUAAACAAACAAAAAGUAAAACAUCUAUUAAUUUUAAUGUGUAACCUGACAUCUCAACUCAAUAAUUGAAUUCAGUCAAAAAUGAAACAAUGCUGAGUUUAGACUUUGGAAUAUCCAGCACUCAAUACUAGCGUGUCUGUGUGUGUAUAUAUGUAUGCAUAUGUACAUAUAAAGACACAAACAAACAUUUAUAUAAAUAUAUACAUAUAUAGAGAGAGGUAGAUAUAUAUCAAAUUCUUCACACAAGUCUCAGCAGAAAAACACCAAGAGUGAACAAAAGCCACAAAAAUUCAACAAAGACCUGGACAGAAAUCAGGAAAAAAAUUAUUUUAGUGCACUCUGUCUUAAUACAAGUUUACAGUAUUGAAACAAGUACAAGGGUAAAACAAUAUUUUGUGUGUAUGUGUGUUUUGAACAAAUGUUUUUUUUUUCCCCUUUUUAUUUUCUGCUUCUAAAAUUUCUCUGAAAGCCGUGCUGGCGACGUGUGUGUUGUUUUUCUUUCUCACUUUCUGUUAUUUUUAUUUUGGUGACGGGGUUUUUUAGUAUAUAUAUAUAUAUAUACAUAAAUAUAUAUAUAUAUGAAUAUAUAUAACAUUUUUCUUGUUUACUGUAAAAAUAUACCAAUAUUUGUAAUAUUGGAGAAUGCCUGGGCAUUUUACAAAAAUAGAAAAAGAUAGUUAUUUUUUUUAUUUUUUAUUUUUUACUUUUAUUUUGCAGUCCAAUUUGAAUUGUGGGUCUCUUAAAACUGUUUUGUCACUGUAACUGUAAAAGUCUUAAGUUUUAGUAACUUUUCUUCUGCAUUGGGUGUCAUGAAAUAAUAAAAAAAAACGAGUUAAAAAAAAUGACUGAGCUGUAACACACUUGGAUUUGGUGUGGGAGUUUGGGGUGUGGGUAAGUGGGAGGGUGGGUCGAUGCUGCUCCAUUAACAAUAGAUGGUGGAUGGAGGUGUCAUUUCAGAAAUGUCUUAUUCUGGAAAAAUCACACUGAGAAUUUUGACUUAUGUAUCUAUUUUCCUUCUCCUGGAAUGAAUUGUGCUUCAUGGAUGGUUUAAAAUACAUGUUAAGGCACUUGGUGUCUUUUCGGACGAGCUUUUCGGACGAGCUUUUUUUUUCUUGUAGGCCUUUGUGCAUCCUUUGUGAAUAUGGUACUCUGAGUACCACAGUGACUUCAUUCCAGGGACAAGAUACACUUGAUGUUUCCUCUGACUGGGCAGGAUAAACACAAACCUGAUUUGUACUGUUGUAAUGAAUCACAUUGUACAGUGGGGGGAGGGGUGGGGGGGC